Paramacrobiotus metropolitanus is the source of this 2759-nucleotide messenger RNA. RefSeq names its product protein arginine N-methyltransferase 5-like. The transcript has 5 exons. Gene Ontology annotation, cellular component: cytosol; nucleus. Gene Ontology annotation, biological process: regulation of DNA-templated transcription. Bases 280 to 2235 code for a protein of 651 amino acids. Lineage: Eukaryota; Metazoa; Tardigrada; Eutardigrada; Parachela; Macrobiotidae. The record is from RefSeq and is a predicted model, not a curated record.
ACCGCGGUCCAUGGGCAAUUGAGUUGGACAACCACAAGGCAGCGCCAUGGGCACGUUACGCCUCUAACUGCAGGAAGCGGUAUUCAUUUGCGGCAUUCAUUCUCGACAUUCUGGAAAGAAAAUACUGUAAAACCAAACGGUCCGACAAGAUCGGAAGUUUCAUUGGAGCGAAGGAAAGUUUGCGAAUAAAUCAUAAUACUUUUUUUACUUUGAACAUUAUUGUGAUUUGGUUUGGUAUCUGGAUUUGGACAGUUUUGUUUAAAAGCUUGCGGAGAAAAAAUGGGUGAGACCUCUGUGGCACCGUUGUCAGUGGGUCUUUACGUUGAGGGUUUUCGACCGCUGAACAGACUUUCAUCUCUGUGGAGUAGUGCAGCAAAAAUUGGAUGCGACUUUAUCAGUGUGGAUGUUUUUGCAUGGGCAGCGCCAGUUGAAGAGCACAUGAAAAGCCUGAAGCUUUCAAAUUUCAUAUCAGACUCAGUUCUUCCGUUGGAAACGCUGUGCAAUUCGGUGGUUCUUCGUGUUUUAAUCCCCGACGCUCAUUAUGACAUGCAUACGAAGUACCUAAGCGAUGAUCUCCUUCGUUUACGGACAGAUCGAGUGACGAGUCUCGGGGAUGCUCUGACGGGCCAGGUUGAGCACUGCAAACUAUUUUGUCUCAGCCAAACGCGCCCAGCUGUGAUGCUCCCGUAUGCGCCGUCGGAGUACAUUUUUCGGUAUGCGGAGAAGAUCGUAUCCUUUGUACCUAAUCAUCCGGAUUCUGGACAUGAAAUCAUAACUCUUGGAAGUCACAGCAGUGAAGAGUUCUGGAUCCACAUGCCUUUAACUGGCGUUGGUGUUGGGGAAGACAGAAAUUUCGAGCAAGCAUUUGAAUGGUGGAACUCUUUAAAAGCUUCCGUCAAUUCCAGCAGCACUGUGGGAUUGUGUUUGGAAAUUCCGGAAGAUUUACCAGCGGAGGCGCACGUGCUUGAGAGGUGGCUUGUGGAGCCAGUCCGAUGUUUAAUUAUUCCUCUUCACAUUUUCUGCACAGAUUCAAAUGGGCUUCCCGUAUUGUCUGAUGCUCAUACUGAAGUCAUUAGACGGUUUCUACGGCUGUAUAAAAUGACGAUUCUGCUGCGAGGUGGUGGAUUAAUUGAAAAUGAGCAAAUGCCGGAUAUCACUUCAUACAAAGCACAUUUAAUUAGUAUUUACGAAAAAGGUGUAGCACAGUACGGCAUACCCAUUCAGCCGUCCAUUUUCCCUCCCCUGGAUACGGUCAGUGUCAACCUUCAGAACGAAUCCUACUCAGCUUUUGAAGUGGAUCACCGGAAGUAUUCGGAUUACGAGAAUGCCGUUCGGCAGUUUAUCCGGUAUCGUCAAUCGGCGGAGGAUGUUCCGGAAGUGUUUGUUGCGGCUGUUGUCGGCUGCGGACGGGGUCCUCUGGUUACUGCUGUACUUAAUGCCGCCCGAGACUGUUAUGCUAAAGUGCGCGUAUAUGCACUAGAGAAGAAUCCCAUCGCGAUUGCGGCGUUAAAGGAAAAUGUGACUAGCAUCUGGCAGGGAUUGGACGUGAACAUUGUUAUGACGGACAUGCGAGAAUGGGAAGCUCCGGAAUCUUGUGACAUGCUUCUCAGUGAAAUGUUGGGUUCCUUUGGCGAUAACGAACUGUGCCCAGAGAUGCUGCGAGGCGCAGAAAGGUUCCUGAAGGCGGAUGGUGUCUGUAUUCCAGCGUCUUAUACGUCAUAUCUGGCUCCAGUCAGUAUACCAAGAAUUUAUGAAUACCUUUCUGAUGAAGAUGAGGAUGAGACGGAAGGUGUGCGCCAGACAGUUUAUGGUUACACGGUAGAUUCUUCGCGCUUGUUGUCCGAUGCUGAACGUGUUUUCGAUUUUCAUCACCCGUCAGCGCUUCCAGAUGGGGAAUCAUUUUUUCGAUCGGUGGAGUUGAAAUUCGAAGUUCAUAAUCCUGGAAUGCUCCACGGAUUCAGUGGAUUUUUUGAAGCGGUUCUGUAUGGAAACAUUGAACACAGUUUAGUGCCGGCUCGGAAGACUCCUGGUUUGCUUUCGUGGCAGGAUAUCUUCUUCCCACUCAAGCGACCCGUUUAUGUUAAGAAAGGGCACUGUAUCAUUCUCCAGUUCUAUCGAUGUCGAAAUGACUAUUUUGUUUGGUAUGAAUGGGCAAUGAUGAAACCAGUUGUGAGCGAUCGCCACAAUAUCGACGGAGAAUUCUUUCGCAUGAGCCUGCAGACCAACACGUCAUAAUGCCACUUUUGGAUUAAAUUCGUUUUGACUGCGUUUCCUCCUACUUACCUGUGAUAAUGUUUGUAUGGCAGUACGUAUAUUUAUCAGUAUUUGAUGAGACACGUUGGAUAGUUCAGUGAGAUGUUAUGUGAUAAACAUUGUUCUGCAUUUUCUAAAUUACCAUGGUUCCAGGUUAUCUUAAGUUUGUCUUACCGGUUUUUUUGGAUGGAUCUUUGUACAGGCAGUUCAACUUCCCGGCACAUUUCGCUAAGUUUUCUGUAACCGACUUGUGAGAAGUCUGCACUUCUUUAUACUUGAUUCCCAUGUGACAGGUUAAUAAAUCCGGUUUACUACCGUAUAGUGUUAAAAACGAUUGUAUCUCAAAACGAUUGUUGUACCGCUUUGCAGCAUUUCUGAUGUCCCAAGUAGCACAAUCCUAGUUCUUCUGAGGUUACCGUCAUAAACUGCUGGCCGACGGUAUACGCAGGCAACUGAGGCAAGUCGCUGUUUGCUACGCAAAAUGUUUACGCGCACUUGUGCAAACA